CAUUCGGUAAUUCCGCCGGUACAUGUAAACUCCUCAGAAGCAAAAGUUUAACCAUUGUGAGAAAAAGUGUGUGCCAUAAAGUGAUCCAUCCAAGAUGUACGGGCUUCUUAUUGAAAAUUUGGCAUCCUUCAUUAGGAUUCAGUGGGGGGAAGGAAAAUGGGACAUGGUUCGAAAAAAUGCAGGGAUUGAUGCCCCGUCUUUUAGUAUACAUCAUGCUUAUCCAGAGACGCUACUUAAUAAACUUGCUCGGAGCGCAUUUCAGGUUUUGGGCGUGGACGACAAAAGUUUCUUUGAAGCCAUGGGCAUUUAUUUUGUCGAGUUUGUUGGCAAUUAUGGUUACGAUGCUAUGCUCACUGUUCUUGGUCGCCACAUGCGAGACUUUCUGAAUGGGCUGGACAAUCUUCACGAGUAUCUCAAGUUCUCUUACACCAAAAUGAGAGCUCCAUCGUUCUACUGCGACGAAGAGUCGGCUCAAGGCUUGCGACUUCACUACCGAAGUCGGCGACGAGGAUUUGUCUACUACGUCAUGGGGCAGAUUAAACAGGUUGCAAAGCAUUUUUACAAUCAAGACGUCGAAAUCGAAGUUUUGAGUGAAGUGCUCGAUGGUGACACAAUGCAUACAAUUUUCCAAUUGACGUUUGACAACGAGGCCGAGUCUUUGAAAAGCAUGAUUCGUAAGGAACAACAAUUGCCAAUCCGUGCUUCUCUGAUCUUUGAAUUAUUUCCAUUUUCAAUCGUCUUCACGCAGGAAAUGACGAUAAAGUUCACGGGUCAUGCUUUGCUCAUCAUUCUGAAAGAUCUUGUGGGACAAGUGAUGACCGAGGCGUUUGAAAUUGUCAAGCCGCUGAUUACAUUCAGCUUUUCCAAUAUAUUGGAGCGACGAAAUAAUAUUUUCGAGCUGAUCACGGUACAAAAUAUAUUUUCAUGCCACUCCGUGGCUCCGAUCAAGGACGACGAAGCUCUUACUGGAAGCUUUGAUAAUGACUCCGAAGAUGAGACUGGAACUUCACUACGGCUUCGAGGCCAAAUGAUGUUGAUGGAAGAGUGGGACAUGAUGAUCUUCCUCGCAAAUCCCGUGAUGCCGGACAUCGACAGUUUGGUCCACGCUGGACUGUUCAUCAAUGAUCUCUCGUUGCACGACUGCAGCAGAGAUUUGGUGUUGGCUGGAACUCAACAGUCCGUCGAACUUAAAUUAGCACUCGAACAAGAAAAGCACAAAUCGCUUAGGCUGGAAGACUCCAUGAAGCAACUGGACAUUGAAAUGAAACGUACGGACGAGUUGCUUUACCAGAUGAUACCGCACAAGGUUGCUGACCGUAUUCGAAAUGGUGCAAAUCCCGUCGAUACUUGCGAGGUCUUUGAAUGCGUCUCAAUUCUGUUCUCGGAUGUCGUGACCUUCACGGACAUUUGUUCUCGAAUCACUCCAAUCCAAGUUGUCGGAAUGUUGAAUCACAUGUACAGCUUGUUUGACCAACUGACAGAUCGAUGUGGCGUCUACAAAGUUGAAACUAUCGGUGACAGUUACAUGGUCGUGAGUGGGGCUCCGGAACCAAUGCCACAGCAUGCAGAGCGAAUCGCGGACAUGGCCAUGGACAUGGUUGAUGCCAUGCAAGCCAUUGGUGACCCAUCACGAGAUGGAGAACCUCUAAAAAUUCGAGUUGGAUGUCACAGUGGAAGUGUCGUAGCUGGAGUCGUUGGAUCGAAAAUGCCACGCUACUGCUUGUUUGGCGAUGCUGUCAACACGGCGAGUCGCAUGGAGUCGUCUUCUGAAGGGGGGCGCAUUCAGAUUUCGGAGGCUUGCAAGAACCUGUUACCAACUCCGUAUCAAACGGAAAAACGUGGCACGGUGGCUGUGAAGGGCAAAGGGGAGAUGGACACUUUUUGGUUGCUGGGACGAGAAGCUCGAGUCCCAUUAUCCAAGGCAAACUCAAAAUCGUUUAACUGGAUAGCGCCCGCAGCCAGUGCCGCAAGCGCUGAACCCACAAAAGUUCCCACUGGAAUCCCGAAACAGAUGAGCGUUGCGUCCGAGGACUCCUCCGGACUAGUCAAAGAAAUGAAUGGAGAUGCUGCCAAAGCAAGCGCCAAUAUUGUCAAGCCAGCCCCACAAUCAGCAUUUGCAGGGAAACCUCCCGGAAGUGCACCAGCCCCCGCAGCCCCCACCAUCAAACCAGUCCCCGCAAAACCACCCUCCCCAGUUAAACAGCAAACUCCCCCAGCUCCAAAAGCCCCUGCCGCACUUCCUGCCGCUGCUGCCGCUGCCGUUUCCAAGCCGCCCCCACCACCGUCUAGCCCUCAGCCUCCACAAAAAUCUAUGGACUUGCCAGCAAACACAAUUAGACGCUCGUCCACCCCGUCCCCAAGUCCACAAGUGGCUGAAGCCCCCAGUGUUCCCAAAGUAGUCACCACCACCACAACGGCGAACCUCAGCAGCAAGGAACCUCCUCCUGCAACGAGUAACAACCCUCCAAGUGGGAAGGACACGAAUGAAGCAGCCCAACCAGCAGCACCAGCAGCAGCUCCACAAAAUUCAAUUACAAUUUCUUUGCCAAAUGGUAGCGAGGAAACGGUAGAAGUUUCUGUAAAUAACUUGGAUCCCACCGAUGUUCCAGUCAACGGUAACACGGACGAUGGACAACAAUCGACAAAUGCAUUUAUAAACGGAAUAAACGGGAUUCGGAAGGGAAGUCGGGAUUUCAGGAACAAAAUAAAGGACAAAAAACUGACCACGGUCACGGUCGAAGCCAUCACGGACAUUGGAUGUGCAGAGUUUGCUGUUAAACAAAAGGAAAUUAUAAGUCAGGCAUGCGUAUUGUUAUAGAACACUAUUUGUUAUAGCAGUCAACGAGAAAAGCGUUGAUUUUGGUUCAUUCUUGUCAAAAUACGUGUGUAUGUAAUAAUAAUAAAAUGAAAUAGCAAUGCUAACGUCAUCAUAUUUAAUGAAGGAAAUGAGCAAUAAAGUUUAAACAUUCUGGCACUGAAUC
Molecule: messenger RNA, 2981 nt
Organism: Folsomia candida
Lineage: Eukaryota; Metazoa; Arthropoda; Collembola; Entomobryomorpha; Isotomidae
Product: soluble guanylate cyclase 88E
Exons: 34
Coding region: 95-2818 (907 amino acids)
Biological process (GO): cGMP biosynthetic process; nitric oxide-cGMP-mediated signaling; response to oxygen levels
Cellular component (GO): guanylate cyclase complex, soluble
Molecular function (GO): heme binding; guanylate cyclase activity; oxygen sensor activity
Source: RefSeq, a predicted model, not a curated record